This is a messenger RNA of Melampsora larici-populina 98AG31, 702 nucleotides long. RefSeq lists its product as uncharacterized. The coding region runs from base 1 to 702 and encodes 233 amino acids. The record is from RefSeq and is a predicted model, not a curated record. NCBI's taxonomy places the organism in Eukaryota, Fungi, Basidiomycota, Pucciniomycetes, Pucciniales, Melampsoraceae. The transcript has 2 exons.
AUGCGGUCUCUACGUACUCGGGAGACCUAUGAAUAUCCACUCAAGGGUGACCUGAAGGCGCACCUCGGACAUCUGAAUCGUGCUCCACGCUCAGAUGUCAAGGCGGCUGUGACCGGACAGCCUCCGGUUGUUUCAAAUGUAGGUAUCAUACACAUUGCUCAGCCAGUAUUGACUUACUCUGAACAAUCGACCUUCCCAUUUCUUCUGCCUUGUACAUCGAACUUUGGUCAUUUCAAUCAAAUCAACAUCUCAGUAUCUCCCUUAAUCAUGGCAUCGCCCAACGGGACCAUUGUAGAUACUUAUUUUGACAGAACACCGAUAAAGGGUGGCUUCCAGUAUCGGUGUAUUCUGUGUAACGGUAGAACAAUGAGAGACACGACUCGUCAUAAAAAUUCAGAGAAUCACAAGGCUAUGGUCGCUGGUGAGGAGGCAUCUGUGGCCUGGAACCACGAGAACGAACGACAUUUGGGCUCUUUCCUUCAAAAUGCUGAGGAGAAUGAAGAUGUGCCCCAAUUUUUAGGCUUUGAGGAUGACGAUAACACAGCAGCGGAGCCGGAGCCGGCUGGUUUUACCGAGGCACUGAUGAAGCUCCUCACUGAACCUUACAGUGAUUUUGAAGGUUCUGAAAGUUCUGGAGAAGAUGAAGACUUUGCGGAUCUUGCUGAGCGUGACUUUGAAACAAUCUUAUGGAAACGACUAUGA